Messenger RNA from Nannizzia gypsea CBS 118893, 1665 nucleotides. Its product is annotated as Sir2 family histone deacetylase Hst4. The record is from RefSeq and is a predicted model, not a curated record. The transcript is spliced from 2 exons. The coding region runs from base 1 to 1665 and encodes 554 amino acids. Gene Ontology annotation, molecular function: NAD+ binding; histone deacetylase activity, NAD-dependent. Gene Ontology annotation, biological process: pericentric heterochromatin formation; replication-born double-strand break repair via sister chromatid exchange; negative regulation of transcription by RNA polymerase II. Lineage: Eukaryota; Fungi; Ascomycota; Eurotiomycetes; Onygenales; Arthrodermataceae. Gene Ontology annotation, cellular component: mating-type region heterochromatin.
AUGGACUUUGAGCUCUCCGACACGUCUUCAGAGCUCAGCUCGCUCCCGUCGACGCCUCCGUCAGAGGACAGUCUCUAUCCCUCUCCGCCGGCAUCUCAGUUGUUCCAGGUUCAGUCCGCUGCCGCGUCGUCGACGGCCGCUGAGGAGGUGGUGGUGGAAUCUGCGCCGGUACGCAAGAAGCGGAAGAUUGAGCCGAAGCCCAGAAUCACCAGACAUCUCGACCUCACGCACCCAGACAAGUACGUCUGUCCAGGCCAGGAAGAGCAGCUUCAGACGCUGCUGAGGACGCUGCGUGGGCAUCGUAAGAUCGUGGUGGUGGCGGGCGCUGGCAUCUCAGUCUCUGCCGGAAUACCGGAUUUUCGGUCAUCUCAUGGCCUGUUUACGACGCUGAAAAAGGAUCAUAAGUUGAAAGCGUCGGGGAAGCAGCUGUUCGACGCAUCGGUUGUCUACCAAGAUGAAUCUAUGAUCUCUUCUUUCCAUGAUAUGGUGCGGACGCUGUCGAAGCUGUCUGCAUCCGCAAAGCCUACUGCAUUCCACCAUCUACUCGCUCGUCUGGCACAGGAAGGACGGCUUCUACGCUUGUAUACCCAAAAUGUUGACGGGAUCGAGGCCUCCCUGCCACCGCUGGAGACCAAAGUACCCCUAGAAGUAAAGGGGCCUUGGCCGAUCACUAUCCAGCUCCACGGCGGCCUACACACGAUGGUCUGCCAAAAAUGCAGCAAUGCUUCCAGUUUUGAAGCAGAUUUGUUUAAGGGACCUGACCCACCGCUCUGUGGAGCAUGUGAGAGGAACGAGGAAACUAGGACCGCCGGGGGACAGAGGAGCCGUGGUAUCGGCAAAUUACGGCCUCGUAUGGUGCUAUAUAACGAGUACAACCCAGAUGAAGAGGCCAUAGGCUCCGUGGUCAGUGCUGAUCUACGCGCGAGGCCUGAUGCGCUUGUGGUGGUCGGUACCAGUCUCAAGAUCCCCGGUGUACGACGCAUCGUCAAGGAAAUGUGCCGUGUCGUGAGAGGCAGGAGAAACGGCACCACCGUUUGGAUCAACCACGACCCGCUCCCUUCUGGAAAGGAGUUUGAAGACUGCUGGGAUCUGGCAAUCAAGGGUGACUGUGACAAGGUUGCACUCCAUGCUGGCCUCAAGAGAUGGGACGACAAGGGUGAGGAUGAUGGCCGCUCCUUCAAUGAAUGCACUGAAGAGGAGUUCGACCGCGCCAAGUCAGGCAACGCCGAAAUAUCUGUGGUCAUCACACCCCAGAAGCCUGUCAAGUUCGCCAAUUUUACAAAUGGCAUGCCUACGCCAUCUUCCAGUUCCGAAGACUCCCUCAACCCCGGCAAACGGUCACAGAGCCCGACCCCCAGCGCUCCUCCCAAACAAAAUGGUGCCAGGACCAAGAUGGUCAAAAAGCCCAGCCAGCCACGGAAGCCCAGAGCGAAGAAGACGAAGGCUGCAGAUGCUUCUGCUAAGACUGUUCCGCUUAACAAGUCGUUCCCGAGCAGGAAGCCUACUGCUGCCAAAGAAUCCAAAGUGGUAAAAGAGCCAUCCCGUUGCAAGAUAGAAGACGUCCUGAAUCCGAUUCCUCCCGAGUCUGCUCGAAGCAACGGCCCGGCGCCCCUGGAGCUGGAGACGAAGGAGAAUAAUAAUAAUAAUGUUGUUCAUCAUAGCUAA